Merops nubicus (carmine bee-eater) is the source of this 1401-nucleotide messenger RNA. RefSeq names its product 24-hydroxycholesterol 7-alpha-hydroxylase. The record is from RefSeq and is a predicted model, not a curated record. Lineage: Eukaryota; Metazoa; Chordata; Aves; Coraciiformes; Meropidae. Gene Ontology annotation, molecular function: heme binding; iron ion binding; steroid hydroxylase activity. Bases 1 to 1401 code for a protein of 466 amino acids. Gene Ontology annotation, biological process: cholesterol homeostasis; bile acid biosynthetic process. The transcript has 12 exons.
AUGGCUCUUGCUCUCCUCUUGGCAGCAGUCCUGGGACUUCUUAUUCUCAAGGCUGUUUUGUUGCAGCUGAGGAAGCCCAGCUCCCCUCCUUGCAUCAGGAGCUGGAUCCCGUGGUUUGGAGCUGCGUUUCAGUUCGGGAAAGCUCCUCUGGAGUUUAUAGAGCAAGCUAGAAGGAAGCAUGGGCCUGUGUUCACAAUAUUCGCUGUGGGAAAACGGUUUACUUUUGUGACUGAGGAAGAAGGAACUGAAGCAUUUUUCAAAUCUAAAGACUUAAAUUUUGAGCAGGCAGUACAACAAGCUGUCGAGAAUGCAGUUUCUGUCCCUGCAGAAGCAUUUUAUCAGAACCAUGGUAACCUCUACAGCAUGAUGAAGGGAAAAAUGGGUCCUUCUAAUCUGCACAUGUUCACAGGCACUUUGUGUCAGGAACUACAGGAGCACAUGGCACAACUGGGCACAGAGGGCACAGGCGACCUCAAUGACCUGGUAAGGUGCAUCAUGUACCCAGCAGUGGUGAACACUCUGUUUGGGAAAGGCAUCUACCCGACAAGUGAGAGUGAAAUCAAGGAGUUUGAAGAGCAUUUUCAGAAGUAUGACGAGGACUUUGAAUACGCUUCUCAGAUGCCCGAGUGCUUUCUGAGGAACUGGUCUAAAUCCAAAAAAUGGCUUCUAAAAUUAUUUGAGAAAGUUGUGUUGGAUGCUGAAAGAACCAACCCUUCAGACACCGCAUCCAAGACACUACUGCAACAUCUCCUGGAUAACCUGCAAGGAAAACAUCUAGCUCCCAAUUAUGGUGUCCUAAUGCUCUGGGCUUCCCAAGCAAAUUCUGUUCCUAUUACAUUUUGGACCCUUGUUUUCAUACUCUCUUAUCCUUCGAUUCACAAGAAAAUCAUGGAAGACCUGGCUACUGUUUUUGGCAAAGCAGGUAAGGAUAAAAUAGAAGUCUCUGAAGAGGACCUUAAGAAGCUCCUUUUUAUUAAAUGGUGCACUUUGGAAGCCAUACGGCUGAGGUCUCCAGGUGCCAUCACCAAGAAAGUAGUAAACCCAAUCAAAAUUCAGAAUUUCACCAUCCCUGCAGGUGACAUGCUGAUGUUGUCACCAUAUUGGUUACACAGGAAUCCAAAAUAUUUUCCUGAGCCAGAAACGUUCAAACCUGAUCGUUGGAAAGAGGCAAAUUUAGAGAAGAAUGCUUUCUUGGACAGCUUUGUGGCAUUCGGAGGAGGAAAGCAUCAGUGUCCAGGAAGGUGGUUUGCUAUCAUGGAAAUCCAGUUGUUUGUUGUGCUAUUCCUAUACAAAUAUGAAUUUGUGCUUUUGGAUGCAGUACCAAAGGAGAGCCCUUUGCAUUUGGUGGGGACUCAGCAACCCGCGGCACCGUUCCGGGUCCAGUACAAAUGCAGGGAAUAA